Messenger RNA from Selaginella moellendorffii, 1296 nucleotides. RefSeq lists its product as uncharacterized. NCBI's taxonomy places the organism in Eukaryota, Viridiplantae, Streptophyta, Lycopodiopsida, Selaginellales, Selaginellaceae. The coding region runs from base 347 to 1270 and encodes 307 amino acids. The transcript has 4 exons. The record is from RefSeq and is a predicted model, not a curated record. Gene Ontology annotation, molecular function: DNA binding.
AUCAGAUUAUAUGUAUAUAUAACCGACAGUGGAUUCAGUAGUUUUGUGGCACCGAGGGAGCGAAACUUACGAGCAUCCCACCGAGAACAGUGUGUAGUGUCUGACUUGAAGCAAAUCGAAUCGAGUAGAGGACACAUAACACACAGUUCCUGUCUUUAAAAGUUCUCAGAUCGAUCAAUCGAUCUAGAUGGUGAUCAUGCUGCUUGUUUAGUGUCCGAUCUGGAUUGAUAUGGAGCUUUGGUUUAGCGUCCUAAGCGUGUGAGGUUGUCAUUAAGAGCUUCUUACACAGACAUGGCUGAUUCAACGGUUUGAGCGCUUUUUUACUCUUGGCUUCACUGUUUGAUCGAUGAUCAAGUGGCGAUCCAUGCAGGGAAGCGUCGGCGGUCCAGUUCUGCUCCAGUUUGAUUCGAUCCAAAGCCUCCACUCGCACCUGGACAAGAUGAUCUACAAUGUGGUGCCGGCAGCACCAUCGCUACCGUGCUUCCAUGUUGUCUCUCACAGUUUUCUCGUAGCGGCAGGCCCGGUCAACGUAGUUCAACCCACCGUUCAGCACAGAAAUGGAUCGGUCAACACGGUCCCUCCGCCAAGAUUUAAGACCAAGAGAAAACGAGGAAGACCAAAGAAAUACAUCGAUCCGAGCGUCAAGCGCAAGCCCGGGAGACCCAGAAAGCAUCCAUGGGUCACUCAGGAUGAUCAAGUCUACACGGAAACUCGAGCUCUGCCAAAAGAGUCCGGUCAAGAUCUGAUUCCAGAGGAAGAUGGUUCUUGUGAUGUUGAGGAGGUAUUGGAACCGAGACUUACUAGUACGUCGAGUUUCGGCCAAAAGCUGGAAGCCGAGCUCGAGAGACCGUUUGAUGGUGACGAGCUUGAGAGAAUGGAGAAAGAUGUGAGCCAUCGUAAGCCCGUCGUGAAGUUGAGACAAACGCGCCAGGGAAGCGUUCCAUUCGAGACUGAAAAUGCAGGGAACUCGUAUCUUGACCACUUUCCAGGUGACGCUACAUAUGAUCAGCUCAAAGUUUUUCUCAUCUUCUUCUCUGUUUCCUCGUUCUCGUUUCGUGUAGACUUUACUGAAGUUCUCAGUGUGACUAGAAGCUCAGAGAAGAGGCUUCGACUGUUGCGUGGAUUCUUUUUCUGGCUACAGCAUUCUUGUAUGAUGAAUUCAUUCAAGCCCUGGCUGUCAGGAGAAGUGCUCGAGGAUCCAAAAGAGUGUCAGGAGAUCACCCCGAAUGAUCAAGAGAUUUUUGACAUGAAAGUGGUCUUACAACUAUAAACAAGUGUUGUUUGAUCUAAGCUCUA